Molecule: messenger RNA, 3563 nt
Organism: Bactrocera tryoni
Lineage: Eukaryota; Metazoa; Arthropoda; Insecta; Diptera; Tephritidae
Exons: 12
Coding region: 1-3468 (1155 amino acids)
Biological process (GO): monoatomic cation transmembrane transport
Cellular component (GO): intracellular cyclic nucleotide activated cation channel complex; plasma membrane
Molecular function (GO): cGMP binding; intracellularly cGMP-activated cation channel activity; protein-containing complex binding
Source: RefSeq, a predicted model, not a curated record
AUGAUCAAUGAUUACGAGGGCAAUAUGGGAUGUCACAAUGACGAGCAACGGAUCUUAGAUGUGGACGAACCGGAAGCAAGUGGUCAAGCGACGUCGAAGUGGCAACGCCAUACACAUAAGCUGGGCAAGCCGAAGCACGCUUACUUGACGACGACAGCAACAACAACAACAAUAGAAGCAAUAACAACGGAUGCAGAUAAUCAAGAGGCAACCGGAAACUCGGAGCGCUCAGCGCCGCACACAAGCAAAGCGAAAGCAAUUAAAAGUAAAACUAGAAGAGUGAUAUUCAAAGCCAAAACCGCAUCGAUCCGACGCUUAAAAAUGACCAACAAUAUUGUUGGCAAAAACAUUGGCGGCACUGGUGGCAUGAGCAUUGGCAGUGGUAGUGGCGCGGGGCCCUCUUCACAUUUACAGCCACGCAAUUAUUUUUCACUCAAUCGACAGCCGCAAAACUCGCAGAGACCGCGUGCCAGCUUUCCCGAGAUAAUGCAGCCACGUCUCUCGCUGAACGGUACUUUGCGGCAUUUGGUGCCAUCGCCACGUCCACUCUACCGGGAUCAUAGUUCUCGCUCGAUACAACCGCUGACGGCGAACGAGCAGCAAAUGGCCGAAUUAGAUGGUAGUUUCUAUGGCAACACGCUGGGCUGCUUCAGUACAGGAGGCAGCGGGGGUGGUGGUAAUAGAGGCGGUGCUGUGGGUGCGGCUGGUAGUCGCAGCGGCUUUGGUGCUGGUGGCGAAAGUAAUACGGGAUUUCACACAACUGAGUUAUCGAUUACGCCAACUUUAACGGGCGAUGAACAAUAUAUCGAUUUAGGUAGCCUGCGUCGCUUCUCGAUCGAUCGCCAGAGCUUUCUUGAUCUCGGAUCGAAAUUUAGCAUGCCACAGCCGAAAUUCGGUCAGAGUGUCUCACAGCAAGGUUUCUUUACAUCACACGACAGCCUCGCCACACCAUGCGCAUCACGUGCCUCCAAUCCACAUGUGGCCACUGUAAGCACUGCCUCCGAAAUGGAUUUACUGCACAGCAGCAACAAACAGCGUCGCAAAUCUCGCGGCCGCCUGAAAACGAUGUCCGGCGAGCAACCGUUACUCGAUUCGUGGCAACGCUCAGCGACGGCGCGCAGUUCACAAGACAACACAUUGGCCGGCGGUUUGGCGGGGAGUAAUCAAUUUAGCGGGAAUUUCUGCAACGGCACUGAUAGAUAUCCCCGCUCACGUUCCGGUACCUCAACGACCACUGCCCCGCCGCAUAGCGGCCCCUCACAAUCGCAUCAAUCGUCGCAUCAGCUACACCAUUCGGCGUCGGUGUCGCAUGCGCACCAUCAACCGUCACAUGCAUCACAUUUAUCAUCUACACAACAACAACAGUCCGCAGCGUCACAUCAUCAGCAGCAACCACAUCGAACCGCCUCGCAACGAUUUCGUGCCGCCACUGCCUCGCGUAAAUUCCACUUUGUGUUCGAUCCAGCGGGGCGUCUAUGCUACUACUGGUCCAUGGUUGUAUCGUUAGCGUUCCUCUAUAAUUUCUGGGUGAUAAUCUAUCGUUUCGCCUUUCAAGAGAUCAAUCGACGAACGAUUGCCAUUUGGUUUUGUCUCGAUUAUUUCUCCGAUUUUUUAUAUCUCAUAGAUAUAUUCUUUCACUUUCGUACCGGUUACUUGGAGGAUGGUGUAUUACAAACCGAUGCAACAAAAUUGCGACAACACUAUAUGAAUUCGACAACAUUCUACAUUGACUGCCUAUGUUUGCUGCCAUUGGAUUUUUUAUAUCUAUCAAUCGGAUUCAAUUCGAUAUUGCGUUCAUUUCGUUUGGUGAAAAUCUAUAGAUUUUGGGCAUUUAUGGAUCGUACCGAACGACAUACAAACUAUCCGAACUUAUUUCGUUCGACAGCGUUGAUACACUACCUACUUGUGAUAUUCCAUUGGAACGGAUGUCUGUAUCAUAUUAUACAUAAGAACAAUGGAUUCGGUUCGAGAAAUUGGGUCUAUCAUGACUCCGAAUCGGCCGAUGUAGUUAAACAAUAUUUACAAAGUUAUUAUUGGUGUACGUUAGCUUUAACGACGAUCGGGGAUUUGCCGAAGCCCAGAUCGAAGGGUGAAUACGUCUUUGUGAUAUUACAAUUGCUAUUCGGACUGAUGCUGUUCGCGACGGUGUUGGGUCAUGUGGCGAACAUUGUAACGUCGGUGAGUGCGGCACGCAAGGAAUUUCAAGCCAAACUGGACGGCGUGAAAACGUACAUGCGCAUGCGCCGUGUGCCCAAUCAUCUGCAGGUGAAAGUCAUUAAAUGGUUCGAUUACCUGUGGCUGACCCAAAAAUGUUCCGACGAGGAGCGAGCCGUAUCCUGUCUUCCUGAUAAAUUAAAGGCUGAAAUAGCAAUUAACGUCCAUUUAGAUACACUUAAGCGAGUUGAAAUUUUUCAAAAUACCGAAGCGGGUUUCCUAUGCGAAUUGGUGCUACGUCUGCGGCCGGUACUCUUCUCACCCGGCGACUACAUUUGCCGGAAGGGCGAGGUUGGCAAGGAGAUGUACAUAGUGAAUCGCGGCCGUCUGCAGGUGGUCGCCGACAAUGGGAAGACAGUGAUGGCUUCACUGAAGGCAGGUUCCUAUUUUGGCGAGAUUAGUAUACUGAAUAUGGGCACAGCAGGUAAAGAACUUGGUAAUCGCCGCACUGCCUCGGUACGCUCGGUGGGCUAUAGCGACCUCUUCGUGCUGAGCAAAAAGGAUAUGUGGGACGUGUUGAAGGAGUAUCCGGCGGCGCGUGUGCGGCUCGAGUCGAUAGCGGUGAAGCGUUUGGAGAAAUACAAAAAAGCGCCGUUAGAGAAAGUUGCCAUGGGACGCUGCCAAUCGACGCCCGGUUUGGUGGAGAGUUGCGGCCGUACAACAUUGGAGGAUAUGUGGCUGCCACCGCCGUCGGCAUUGUCCUUCGCGCAGCAACAACAAAUACAACAGCAGCAGCAACAACAGCAAAGUGUAUCUUAUAGUCGUGCUCCCAGUCCCCGCUCAACAAUCACCUAUACGGAACGCAUCACACGCGCAACCGACUCACCCGGCUCGGUCAGUCCUAGUGUGCAUAGUUCGGACGAUCGGCCGCGCAGUCGCGCGACGUCGCAUCACUCAACACGACUACAGUCACAGCCAAGUCGGUCAGGACACAUCUGCGAUUCCAGUUCGCAUUUAGAAUGCUACGGUGGCGGUCUGUCCGCCGCUAGCGGUGGCAUCGGUGGUGGCGGCACUACGCCACUACUCGGUUCACAUGAAGCCUUAGAAGAUGAAAUCAAACGUCUGCGCGAGCGCCUGCACACUGUGGAGUCGGAGAAUCAAGCUCUAAAUACGAAAUUAUCACAACAACAAUGGGAUUUAGAGAAUCGACUGGCGGAAAUCGAGAUGCAAAUAUGCGGUGUCUCGUCGACAUCCAGUCUGGAUCCGGAGAAUGAGACCGAGGAGAUGGAACGCAAUCGUGAGAGUAUCAUAUAACACGGGAGCGAGCUGCCCCAUCAGCCGAUCGGAGCAGCUACAACAAUUACAGUAAUGUCAGAGGAAAAUCGAGGGGAAAUGAAUGUGUCCACCGC